UCCUCAUUCUAUGUUACUGUGUGCAGGAAGAGAAAUGACUCACAUAGUAAAACAAAAAGAACACUUGGCUUCGUGUUUGAUUAGCACACACAUAUCAUUUUAUAAAAGCCAGAACACGAACUGAGGUCGUUUUUGUCGGCUGUUAGUUUGUAUCACUGUGUUCCCCUCCUGACGGAAGAGCUGUCACGAUGCUCGCGGUUUUGAGAUCUGUGCUUAUCUUGACAAAACCAAUUAUAAAACAGAAAAGGAUUAUGCGUCCCGAUGAUGCCAACAUUGCUGGGAAUGUCCACGGUGGAACUAUUUUGAAGAUGAUAGAAGAAGCUGGAGCGAUUAUUAGUACCCGUCAUUGUAAUAGCCAGUCUGGGGAGAAAUGCGUGGCUGCACUUGCUAGAGUGGAACGCACAGACUUCUUGUCUCCGAUGAGUAUUGGAGAAGUGGGUCAUGUCAGCGCUGAGAUUACCUACACAUCAAAGCAUUCAGUGGAAGUGCAAGUUAAUGUUAUGGCAGAAAACAUUUUAGCAGGUGCCAAGAGACUAACAAACAGAGCAACUCUAUGGUAUGUGCCACUGUCUCUAUUGAAUGUGGACAAAGUCAUUGAAGUUCCUCCUAUUGAGUACGAAAGGCCAGGACUUGAAGAAGCAGGACGAAAGCGAUAUGAGGAUCAAAAACUUGAACGUCUGGAAACUAAGCGUAGAAAUGGAGAAUUUAUUUUACCGGUCAUAAACCCAGAGCAAUAUACCGUUGGAUACAGCCAGUCCAGUCUGAUUCAUUUAGUGGGGCCGUCAGACUGCACUCUACACGGCUUUGUUCAUGGAGGUGUUACCAUGAAGUUAAUGGAUGAAGUUGCUGGCAUUGUUGCUGCGCGUCACUGUAAGACCAACAUAGUCACAGCAUCAGUGGAUGCCAUCAAUUUCCACCGGAAGAUACAAAAAGGUUGCAUUAUUACUAUAUCUGGUCGUAUGACUUUCACGAGCAAUAAGUCUAUGGAGAUUGAAGUAUUUGUGGAUGCAGAUACCUUAGUUGGCGAGUCCCAAGAAAAAUACCGCGCAGUCAGUGCAUUUUUCACCUAUGUAUCUUUAAGCAAAGAAGCAAAACCUCUCCCAGUCCCUCAAAUACUGAUUGAAAGUGAAGAAGAAAAGAAACGCUUUGAAGAGGGAAAAGCACGCUACCUGCAAACAAAAGCAAAGCGACAAGCUCACAUGCAAUCUUUGACGCAGCAAUGAAUGUUUCAUAAAGGGGAUAACGGAAGGAGACAAGGGAAUAAAAAAAAUAUUGCACAGAAAAGACGAGCCUUCAGGAUCACGUUUAACCCCUUAAGGACCAAGCUUCAGGAAUAAAAGGGAAUCAUGACAUGUCACACAUGUCAUGUGUCCUUAAGGGGUUAAAAAAACAGUGUUAUGUAAUGUUAUAUCUUGUUACACUACAGUAUGUUCUUCAUCACAUUCCAUAUCUCCACAUCUACAUUUUAAUUCUCGCUCCAUGUUAAUUUUAAGCAAUGUUAGCUUACACGUUUACCUCUCGGGUAGCGAGUUUUUUCCGUGCACUUUUCAAGUCUCUGGCAUCGAAAUGGUAACAUACAUACACUAACUUACAAAGCAUCGGUUCCCUACUUGUAUUUCAUCUAAAGUGUCUUAAAGCACACUUUUCAUGUAAAUAUAGCACUGAGACAUAAUGCUAGCUGAUGUAAAGAUAACAUUAUUUUUCUAAUUUAAGGGUGCUUUGUAUACCUUUGUACAUUGAGGUAUGAACUACAAACAUGGGGGCCGAAUUGGGUGAGUGUGUGUCAACACAUUUGCUGGUGAUUUCACUGGCUGAAAACUUACAUAUUUAAUGUUAAUUCUCACCUGAAGCCAGCCUUUUUAUCAGCUCAACAUGUUCAUGUUUACAAACAAUCAAAUAUUUUGGAGAGUUUUCUAUUUGAACAAAAUACAGUCUCUCCAAUUAAUGCCCAUCUUAAAGGAACACUAUAAGCACUGAAACCACUCCAUCUUAAUGUAGUGUUUUUGGUUCACACAUGCUGUCCCUUUUUUCAGACAUUGUAAAAUAAUGUUUUAAUUUUUCCAAAAAUCUCUCUUGACUGUCAGACAGAUGGCUACUAGAAGGACUUCAUCCUUAAAGGGAAACUA
This is a messenger RNA of Pelobates fuscus (common spadefoot toad), 2126 nucleotides long. RefSeq names its product acyl-CoA thioesterase 7 (gene ACOT7). Gene Ontology annotation, cellular component: extracellular exosome; nucleoplasm; cytosol. Gene Ontology annotation, biological process: palmitic acid biosynthetic process; acyl-CoA metabolic process. The record is from RefSeq and is a predicted model, not a curated record. Bases 189 to 1223 code for a protein of 344 amino acids. Lineage: Eukaryota; Metazoa; Chordata; Amphibia; Anura; Pelobatidae. The transcript has 9 exons.